Messenger RNA from Rhopilema esculentum, 2419 nucleotides. RefSeq names its product ALX homeobox protein 1. NCBI's taxonomy places the organism in Eukaryota, Metazoa, Cnidaria, Scyphozoa, Rhizostomeae, Rhizostomatidae. Gene Ontology annotation, molecular function: RNA polymerase II transcription regulatory region sequence-specific DNA binding; DNA-binding transcription factor activity, RNA polymerase II-specific. The record is from RefSeq and is a predicted model, not a curated record. Gene Ontology annotation, biological process: regulation of transcription by RNA polymerase II.
AUGCAUGAAGACGUAUAAGCAAUCAUACAAAUUAAAUGCUUGAAUAGGUAGCUAGCCAGAUGCACACUGUGAAAUGAAUAAACGGUUGGGGUUCGCUGGUGACUUCAUAAGCGAAACGGUCUUCACUGGGCUCAGUAGAUCAAGCGUCUAGUUGCUGCAAGUUUCCACAAACUCUCCUACGUGCAAGUCGGAAAGCCCAUAGUUACUUCUUGUCAACCCGAAUGGUUUGCAACAGCUGACAAGGAAGUGUUAUUAAGCAAUUGCACACUCCAAGGUGCUCAAAGCUACUCGUCUUUGCCGUUAUUCGUCUGAGAUCAGUUGAUCAAAAUUUGCAGCAGCACAAGGGAAUAAUCAAAGCAGAGAAACAGCUGUCUAGUGAAGGACAUUUAAAUUACAGCAGAAUAUGCAAGAAAACUCUGUGCAAGACGAAGAAAAGGCAAUUGAAAGACUCUCGACGAUGCAUGCAGAUAAGAAGCGUUGCAAAUCAUACAGCAUAGCAGAUAUUCUUGGUCUAAAUGAUGCAAAGAAAAAACGCUACGAUUCCGAAAGUUCUUCGAGCCCGGAUUCAUCACCGUCCAGAGCGCAGUCUCCUGGCCAAGAGUCUCCAGGAUCUCUUGAAAGUCCCUCAUUUUCUGAUGGCGAGAAGAAGACAGAGGCAUUACAGGACGGACUGGCAAGCUUACGAGACCAACAGAACGGCAUACCAAAGAAACGAAGGUACAGGACAACGUUCACGACAUACCAACUCGACGAACUCGAACGGGUAUUUGUCAGGACCCAUUACCCAGAUGUUUUUCUUCGAGAGGAACUUGCAAUGAAGUUAAAUCUUACAGAGGCAAGAAUUCAGGUAUGGUUUCAAAAUCGGCGUGCCAAAUGGAGAAAGAGGAACAAACAUGACGGCAGCAGGGCUUCAUCGCCAGCGUCGAACAAUUUAACAAUAUUACCACAGACAUUUCACUCUAACGUAUGCAAUUCCCUUUUCCUAAAGACAUUGAACCACACAUCCCAUCUAUCCACGCCCAAGAUGCCGAGACUGCCAUUAAUACCAUUCGCGAAACCAAUGUCGACCUGUUUCGGUGGGCCAUCGUGCACGCAUUGUCGAAACGCAAUUCACGUAUAGCGAGGAUACUGGCAAAUGAUUGGUGCUUGGUUACGCAAACUUAGUUGCGAUAGCAGAAUAUAAAUAACACACUUCGUGAGCAGUAACAUCGAUAAAUGCAGCUUCGCUCGGUUUCGAAGACAGAAAUAAUACCAAACUAUACUCCAAGGGUCGUUAGACGAUUCUAGGACAACUAAUUCAAAGCUGACCAAAACGACCAAGGAGAUUAAAUCUCAAAUGAUAACCUAGAAUAACUUGCAACUAACGUAUGAAACAAUUCUGGUGAAAAAAGCAUGGAAAUUUCUUACCAGUCGAAGGAAGGUGUUCUUUCAAUCUUGCUUGGAAAACAGAUACAAACUUCAUGUAAUGCUCUUCAGUAAUCACUUAGUGUUACUGCCUAAAAAGCAUAAUUCAGAACUUCUGUGACAGAACAAUUUGCUUGAUUUCGUCACAUGGAGAUUUUAUUUGAAACUCAAUGUCAUGACACAGAAGUUAUUUCUGUCUUCCGUAACAUAGAAAUUGUUUACAGCAGCGUUGUCUGACAUCAAACUUUGGGUUUAUUAAUUCCUGGGUCUACUCAACUGAGUUUGUUUGUCUUGGUACUGUCAAGGGAAAAUAAGCUUUUGAGCUCUUGUCUUAUAUGGUAUAAAAAUUUACUCAAUACGACAUUCAGUGAUUUUUAUCACUUUCAAUUACCCCCAUGAUACUGUCUAGAUACUUUAAAACUGUCCCCGAAGACGAAAAGCGAAUCAUUCAAAGGAUCCCUCAAGAUUUUCUAACGAGCCACACCACUGAAUGGCAAAGUAUUUGCUUGGUAGGCCUGAUUGACAUACCUCGUCUGAAUCCAAACAAAGCUUUAAAGGGACUCCAAGCCUAUACCAUUUGGAAUGAAUUGUAAUCAUUGAGUUUUUAAUCAUAUUUCUAGAUCUCUCAAGGGUAUUUUCAAUCCUCAAGAACGUAAAAAUAAAAACUGACUUAAAAAAUUCCAUUACGCAACCUGCUGUAUCGCUUUCGUUAAAAUUGACAGAAAAAUGUUUAAAAAACCAUUUUUGGGGUUUAAAUUUUUAAAUCGUUAGAGAAGGUUUUAGGUUGACUCUUUUUUUAUAUAGAGUAGAUAUGUAAAAAUACUUAGAAUAGAAGGCUGGGUUUCCAGGAACUCCUGCUUUCCUAAAUGGUUAAUUAACACAUUCUCGAAGGAUGGUAUUCAUUUGUACAAUGUAAAGUUAAUGUACACGGGAUUGGCGUAGAAUUUGUUAUAUUUAUUAUUUUCAAGUAUUGCACCAUUUUCACACAAUAUAAAAGCAUCGAUAAACGUUUUUC